Oreochromis niloticus (Nile tilapia) is the source of this 1414-nucleotide messenger RNA. Its product is annotated as elongin-B. Bases 122 to 481 code for a protein of 119 amino acids. Gene Ontology annotation, molecular function: protein binding. Lineage: Eukaryota; Metazoa; Chordata; Actinopteri; Cichliformes; Cichlidae. The transcript has 4 exons. The record is from RefSeq and is a predicted model, not a curated record. Gene Ontology annotation, cellular component: elongin complex; VCB complex. Gene Ontology annotation, biological process: transcription elongation by RNA polymerase II.
CGUGAAUACGGAAUGUACGAGUUGCGCAUGUACAUUGCGCAAUAUCCGAGAGCGGUGCAGUCUGGGCUUCUGCUGCACAACACAGAGCUGGCGUAACUGGCUAGCUAGCUGACCACUUGAAAUGGACGUGUUCUUAAUGAUCCGGCGUCACAAGACCACAAUCUUCACCGAUGCCAAGGAGUCCACUACUGUCUAUGAGCUGAAGCGUAUUGUCGAGGGAAUACUUAAAAGACCACCCGAGGACCAACGACUCUACAAAGAUGAUCAGCUGCUAGAGGAUAGCAAAACUCUGGGUGACUCUGGAUUCACCAACCAGACUGCCAGACCUCAAGCCCCAGCUACAGUCGGUCUGGCAUUUCGUAUUAAUGAUGAGAUGUUUGAGCAGCUGCACAUCGAGGCCUUUUCCAGCCCCCCGGAACUCCCUGAUGUGAUGAAGCCUCAGGACUCUGGUAGCACUGCUAAUGAACAGGCAGUGCAGUGAUGGCAGAGGCAGGAAGCGAGCAUCGGCGGGGAGGAUGGAAGUGGCAGUGUGCAGAUUAACUGCGGUGAAGAAGUAGUGGGGUGGAGGAUGUGUAAAAUAGUUUCAUUUGAUUGGAUGGGGACGUUUUAGGUAACCAAGCCUAUCCAUGUUACCUUCAUGUUGUCAUCUCGACAUCCCCCCACAGGUUUUUGUUUGUUUGUUUGUUUUUUUAACUCUAUUGAUUUCCACAUCACAUGCAGUUCAGCUCCUUGAAUUUGGUCCUAAGCACCGAGUGAAGAAGUUGGUUUGGAAAGUGUGAUUGUGUGUAUGCGUGCGCGUGUGUGUAUGUGUUGAGUUAUUCUAAUUAUUAUCAUUAAUAUUUUGGAAAAGGUGGAGGCGUAGUUGUGUGUCACAGUGCUCUAGAAUUAACAUGCAUGGGUAAGAGUCCAGUGUGUGAAUCAGCAAAUGCAUGAACAAACUCAAAACAAAGGCUUUACAUUCACAGAAGCAGAUAGAUCUACCACUGAUUCGUUUCUCUGGUCUGAUUCCCACUUUUCGUUGUACAUUUCUGAUUCGAUCGUAAACCAGGAAGAAUGUCUGUAAGAUAGUUGAGUUCAUUUUUGUUUUCGUCAUCAUUUUAUCAUCAUCAUGUUUCUUCGGUUUGUUUCACGCGUUAGUCCCUUGUUGUGUUUCAUGCACUGAGACCAAAGGCAGGUACCUCUUGGACAGCAGAGGGAUUAUUUUUCUUCUUCUUUAGUUGUUUGGUCGAAGGAUAUUCUGUCUGUGACAUACAGUAUAUACACAGGAGGAGCGUUUCUUGUGUUAAACUUUUCAUUUUGUAAAUGCACACAUCACAAGUCACCAACACUUACGUGGCAUCUUCCCCUUAUUACACAUGCAUAGCCUGUAACUGUGAUCUUGCUUAAUUAAAAGUUUUUCCUGUUUGGUUUUUUA